Molecule: messenger RNA, 2356 nt
Organism: Nicotiana tabacum (common tobacco)
Lineage: Eukaryota; Viridiplantae; Streptophyta; Magnoliopsida; Solanales; Solanaceae
Source: RefSeq, a predicted model, not a curated record
AUCAUUCUUUCGAAAUGCGCAAAAGCCUAAAAGGGGUACGUUCAAGACUCCAUUAUUUCUUCCCUAACAUAUUUCUCACUUCUCUUCUUCCCUCUUUUUGACUGGUAACUUUAACACUUGUAAUACUUGAUUUCCCUUCCCAAAAAAAUUCAAGAAAAAGUUGCCAGCUUGAUGAAACCCCACAUUUGUUAAGCCUAAAAGAAAUUGGGGAAGAAAUUAAGGAGGGUGAAGCAGUACGUACACCAGUUCCAUAGUGGAAAAUGAACUCAUUAAAAUCACCUUCCCUGCAGAAAGAUAAUUCGAACUACAAGUUUAUGCAAACAAAGGGCUCUAAUAAAAAUAAAGACUUGUCAGUUUCAGCAAGAAAACUGGCGGCCACUCUCCGGGAAAUUAAUGGGGUUGCUGCUUCUAAAGUGAAUGAGGAUUUGGAGGAAAAGAAUGAUGUUGAAUUGGUUAAAAAAGAAAGAAUUUUGAAGUCAUCUAAAUUGGGUUCAGUAGCUCUGCAAUUCUCUGAUCCGUUUCAUGCCCCUGUUUCUGAGAGAAUGGAGCGAUCCGAAGUGGGUAGUCAUAGAAGAAGAAAACUUAUGAAGGCUGAUUUUUGUCUCCAAAAUGGUUGCUUUAUGGAGCUUGAUCAGACACAAAAUCACGCACAAACUCUAAGCAGAGAACGGUUGAAGGAUGUUUAUAAUGGCCUUACCACAUCUAAAGAGCUGUUGCAUGUUCUGAGUCAUGUCUGGAAUCUCGAACAGCAGAAAUCUACAUGUUUAUCCCUUUUCUCAUCUAUAAAAACUGAGCUUGACCAGUUGUGUAAUCAGGUGUCUAAACUGAUACAUGAACACAAAUAUAACCACAGUGAAGUUGAUAUCCUCUUGAAGAAGUUUGAAGAAGAAAAGAUGGCCUGGAAGAUAAAAGAGCAAGACAACAUUCAUACUGCCAUUACAUCCGUAGCGAGGGAGCUCAAGAUAGAAAAGAAGCUGAGGAACCAAACUGAGAGAUUAAAUAAGAAGCUUGGUAGAGAAUUGGCGGAUACAAAGGCAUCUCUUUCGAAGGCAGUUAAAGAGCUUGAAGGCGAGAAGAAGGACAGAGAGAUAUUGGAGCAAGUCUGUGAAGAAUUAGCCAGAGGUCUCGGAGAAGAUAGAGCUGAGGUGGAAGAAUUGAAGAGACAAUCUGCUAAAAUUAGUGAAGAGGUGGAGAUGGAACGGAAAAUGCUUCAACUAGCUGAUGUGAUGCGCGAGGAAAGAGUUCAAAUAAAGCUUUUAGAUGCCAAGUAUCAAUUUGAGGAGAAACAUGCAGUUGUUGAUAAGUUAAGGAAUGAACUUGAAGCCUAUUUGAGAUCCAAAAAGGGCCACGAACAAGGCGGUGAUUCGCAUAAUUUUGAAACGAUCAAUGAGCUCGAGAGAUGUUUGAGAGAAACACUUCUAAGCACAUACCAUUACCAAGAUAAAGAAAAGGCAGAUGGAGAAGUACUCAAUAAGGAAGAGAAUGGAGACAAGGAUGAUUCAGCUGAUAGCGAUCUUCAUUCCAUUGAAUUAAAUAUGGGUGAUAAUGGCAAGAGCUAUCAAUGGUGCACUGCUUUACAGAAUGAUACAGAAUUUUCUAUUUCUGAUAAGAAUAAAGAGAGGAGGUCCAUCUCGGAGAAAUUCCCAAGACAAAGCAUUUCCUUAGGAAGGGAAACUUCAGAUGGCAUAGAGUGGGAAUUCUCCGUGGGAGAGAAAGAAAAUGUGAACACUUUGGAUAGAAGAAUCUCAAAUUUUCAUAACAAUGGAGGAAUACUAAACUUCUCUUCUCAAGCAUGGAAAAAGGAUUGUGGAGAUGAGAUCGAGAGAUAUAAAAUGAUCAAGGAUCUUCGAGAUCAUAUUGUUUCUGCUUCAAGAAUAACAUCUUCUCAAGACUUUUCUAGUCCAACCGAGAAUUGGAGUCAGCAGAGAUUUUCUUUCGAUGAUCCUAACAAAGUGACGGGCAAGGGCUUUUCCGUCUUGUAGGAAGCAACCUGAACGAAAGCCAGAAUGCCAUUUUCAAGAAUCCAUCAUAAAAGGCAUGCUUCUCUUCCUGAUCCACAGAUUGCAUAAUUAGAUGGACAUAAUUAUGUUGUUCUUUGUCUGAACUAAUAGCUGAAUAUUUAGGCUUGUGAACAGAAUCUUGUGUUUUCGCUGUUUGUACAAGAUAAACCGUACAAAAAUGUGCUAAUGUUCUCCUGGCAACAAAGAGCCCACAAGUGUAUUUUGCUGUGAACUUUAUGCAUUCUUCAAUACUUUAUAUGAUUCUCUUCCUUUCUGAAGCCCUAAUGGUUCCCUAGUAUCGAAUCGGCUCCUUCCGUGUUCUUCAUGUGUUUCAUCGUGUCCACUUCUGUUAUGCU